Xyrichtys novacula (pearly razorfish) is the source of this 794-nucleotide messenger RNA. The record is from the annotation of a GenBank genome assembly. Lineage: Eukaryota; Metazoa; Chordata; Actinopteri; Labriformes; Labridae.
UAACAUCGUCAAAUGCGCCUGAGGUGACUGCGUCCCUGAACAAAGACUUGGAAAACCUCCGGAAGUGGGCCGAUGCCUGGAAGGUCACUUUUGAGCCCAGCAAGUGCAAGGCAAUAAUCCUGUCCAGAAAGAGGAAUCCCUCUCGACCCGACCUGUACUUUGGGACCACCAAGAUCACCCUUAGUGAGCAGAUGGAGGUGUUGGGUCUUUCUAUAGACAGCAAGCUCACAUGGACCAGCCAUCUGUCCAACAUCUGCAGACGUGCUGGACAACGUCUUGGUGCACUGCGUAAGCUGGCCAACAAGCUUGAUGCCAAGGGCAGGGCCAACAUUUAUAAGACCCAGGUCAGGAGCAUCAUGGAGUACUCCUGCCUGGCCUGGAUGAACGCCUCUCCGACCACUCUUAGGCAGCUAGACCUCAUCCAGAGGAAGGCUCUAAAAAUCAUCGGGGUGGAUGAGGACCUUGCCCUUCAGCAGUACGCCAUCAGCAAGCUGGGUCACCGGCGAACAGUUGCAGCAACAACCGUUCUCUAUAAAAUGCACACCUCCAACUGUCCAGUGGACCUCAAAACUCUGCUACCCCAAGCCCACACCGUGGGAAGAAUCACCCGGAGAGUACUGCCAAGUCACGCCCUGAAAGUCCCCAAGUCUAAAACCAAUUGCCUUGACAGGAGCUUUCUCCACUCUGCCAUAACAACUUGGAAUAGCCUUCCCCCUGCAGUUGUUGGAGAUAUUACAUCUACUGGUGUUCACGCCUUCAAGAAGAGGCUGAACAAAUACCUCCUCAGUAUAUGA